Molecule: messenger RNA, 853 nt
Organism: Bactrocera latifrons
Lineage: Eukaryota; Metazoa; Arthropoda; Insecta; Diptera; Tephritidae
Exons: 1
Coding region: 89-409 (106 amino acids)
Source: RefSeq, a predicted model, not a curated record
AAACAAGCGUAGAAAAACAGCGACUAAUUCCAAAACCAAUUUUUAUUGUUGAGAGUUGAAAAAUACGUAAAUUUUUUGAAAACUUAAAAUGUCUUAUGCUACGCUCGUCAACACUUGCGCUACGGCUGAGCAGAGCAUCCCCAAGCCACACUAUACACCGCGUAAGGCACUGCGGAAGGCUUGCAAACUGCUGCGUCGCUUUUUCCGCCCCUCCACGUCGGGCAGGGUAAUCAUCACCGCCGAGAAGCAAAUCGCGGAAGAGCUGUCGUCAAAAGUAACAGAGAUGUGUCGCAGAACCGACCUCAGCAUGCGCACCAAUUGCUCCGUACUAAGCGUCGAAGAUUAUGAGAAUCAGCUGAAUGAGUUAGCCGAGUUGGAAGCCGCCAUCAAGUCGUUCACUGCUGAGUAACGGUAUUUCAGCGAUGGCUACAUGGACUUAUUGUUUAAAAUGGAUGUUGAACACAACCGACUGGCAAACCGCUAGUGCCUUGAAGGACCUGGACCGUCCAUAAACCGCGCCACUUGCAUUUCAACGCUUUAUACAAUAUUAACGGAGCUUUAAUAGUUUGUAAUGCAGUUCAACUGCCAGCAAAUUAUCGUCGAUGCAAUUUUGAGCCCUUAAUCGUCCUGCGCGCGAGUUUCAUCCUCUAUUGGGCGGGAACGCAGCGUGGGCUGGCCUACUGCGUAAGCGUUGGCGAUGUGCAGCUUUAAUUUUGAAAUUGUCAUUGUGAUCAUGUGUCUUCCCAUUAGUUUAAGUUUCAAACUGAUCGAAUGUCUUCCAUUUAGCUGUUAAGUAACUAAAUAUGUAUUUUCAAGACGCUUAAUAAAAUGUCAUGCCAACAAAAACACAUAA